Molecule: messenger RNA, 531 nt
Organism: Aspergillus viridinutans
Lineage: Eukaryota; Fungi; Ascomycota; Eurotiomycetes; Eurotiales; Aspergillaceae
Product: extracellular proline-rich protein
Exons: 1
Coding region: 1-531 (176 amino acids)
Source: RefSeq, a predicted model, not a curated record
AUGAAGCUCUCCAUCGCAGCAACAUUGGGCUUUUUGGGCUGUGCCCUCGCCUUGCCCGCACCUGUUGCCAGGGAAGCCGACCUGCCCUUCCCUUUCCCAUCUGGUGGCUUUGGUGGCUCUGGUAGCCUCCCAUUCUCUAUUCCUUCGGGCAUCCCUACCGGUUUUCCAUUCCCUAUUCCUUCGGGUCUACCUUCCGGCUUUCCAACUGGCUUUCCAUUCCCUAUUCCGUCCGGCUUGCCCACUGGAUCCGGUUCCUCCGGCUUCCCCGGACUGGGUGGUAGCGGAGACUUCGAAAAGCGCGAGGAAGCUCAUCACCGUCACCACAAGCCAUCCGGUAGCUGGCCAUGGCCGUGGCCACAGCCGACCAGUGGCUUUCCCGGAUGGCCAAAGCCGACUGGCCCUCCGUCCUUCCCUCCUGGGCCGUCAGGCACCCCUACUGGCGGGUUCCCGGGCUUCCCAAGCAUCACACCCACACCCAGCUCGACUCCUACUCCCAGCGCAACUCCUUCCGGCUUCCCUUUUAGGGGCUGA